Messenger RNA from Podarcis raffonei (Aeolian wall lizard), 1287 nucleotides. RefSeq names its product relaxin 3 (gene RLN3). The coding region runs from base 76 to 492 and encodes 138 amino acids. Gene Ontology annotation, cellular component: extracellular region. The transcript has 2 exons. The record is from RefSeq and is a predicted model, not a curated record. Gene Ontology annotation, molecular function: hormone activity. NCBI's taxonomy places the organism in Eukaryota, Metazoa, Chordata, Lepidosauria, Squamata, Lacertidae.
UUGAGAGCAGGCAAGAAGGCAGAUAGGAAUUGCGCAACGCCCGGCAUCUCUCGACUAUCCUGCCCGAGUCCAGCCAUGCCCAAGAUCCUCCUGGCUCUGGUACUCGGGGUGCUGCUGUCUGAGUUGAGGCUGCCAAGUGAGGCCAGGACACCACCCUAUGGUGUCAAACUGUGUGGCAGAGAGUUCAUCCGUGCAGUCAUCUUCACUUGUGGAGGAUCUCGCUGGAGACGGGCAGGAAAUGUCGGUGCCCUCCCUGGAGGAGAUUCUGCAGAAGCCUUUGCUGCAACUUCCUCAUCCAGUGAAUGGGUCCCGAUCCACGCCCCGCCGAAAGAUCCGUCUGACUAUUAUGGGAGCUGGCAUGGCCAGCAGAGCCACAGUCCCUCGGAAGAAACCUGGGGCUUUGACCGUGGAGCCCGAGAUGUUUUGGCAGGACUGAGCAACGCUUGCUGCAAGUGGGGCUGUAGCAAGAGUGAAAUCAGCUCCCUGUGCUAAGGGGUGGCGUGCGAGGUUGAGUGUGUGUGUGGGUGUUUGACAAAAAGGGAAUUCCAAUAUUCAAAUAUUUGUAAACUUGAAGCUCAGACCAUCAGACACAAAAAUGUGCACACAGCUGGCCAUAAAUAUCUCUAUUAAAGCUCCACCCCUUUCACCAAGCUAGGAAAAUGUGCCCAAGAAUUAUAAUUCCCAGCAUCCUAUGAGACAAAGUCUAAAUCACUAAGCCUCUUGGGCUUGCCAAUCAGAAGGUCGGCGGUUCAAAUCCCCAUGACGGGGUGAGCUCCCGUUCCUCUGUCCCAGCUUCUGCCAACCAAGCAGUUCGAAAGCACACCAGUGCAAGUAGAUAAAUAGGUAACGCUGUGGUGGGAAGGUAAACGGCGUUUCUGUGCACUCUGGUUUCCAUCACCAUGUUCCGUUGCGCCAGAAGCUGUUUAGUCAUCCUGGCCACAGGACCCGGAAAACUGUCUGUGGACUAACACCAGCUCCCUCAGCCUGAAAGUGAGAUGAGCGCCGCAACCCCAUAGUCGCCUUUGACUGGACUUAACCUUCCAGGGGUCCUUUACCUUUACCUACCCCACACUGGCAUACUGCCAGACAGCUCUCCUAAGUGGCUGCCUACACAAUUUGAGUGGGAUUUAAUGAUUCUGGCAAGUCCCAAUUAAUUGACAAAUUCCCACUCUACCAUUACUUCCCUUAUGCUGCUCCCCUCCUACAGCUGCCGUUGAUAAACCUGAAGUUUGUUUUCCUACAGCCAUUACUGUCAUAGGAAACCAAAUGUACCUGCAGUCACAGUAG